GAAAAGAACUAUCUCAUGAAACGUUUUGCUCUCGCCAUUCUUGCAGCAUUGCUGCUGGUCUCGGGUUCGUCGUAUGUUGCCCGAGCCGAAGACAAGCCUUCCGAAGAGAAAGCUCCCGAAGCUUACACGGGAGAAGUCGUUGCUUUGGAUUCGCUCGAAGAAUUCAAGGAAGACACGACCGAAGCGAAGCCUCUGUUAGACUUCGCCAAUCAGAACUUCAAGCUGUUGAUCGGUCAGAUGUCGGAGUCGCCGGACACGGCUGAAAAGCACAUCGCCGCGAUCAAGGAAGCCAUGGAAGGUGUCGAAGCAGGGGAAAAUGUUCAAGCCAAGGGUUUGAUCAUGAGCAUCGAUCGCUCGUUGGACAUGUUCCGAUCGCGCAUCGCAGCCAAGCGUUUGACGCUGGACGAAGUGAAGUCGCAAGUGACCGAAAGCCCAAGCGAUACCGACGCGAUCACGUUGUACAUCACCCGCGUCAGCAUGGCGUUUUCCGAAGAAACGGGCGAAGACGUCGCCAAGAUGGAAGCGUUCCUGAAGACAGAGAACGAGUUCGUCGAUUCGCUUCAAGAGGAAACGGAAGAAUCGGACGCGUUGGCAUCCUACAAGCGUGCUUCUUCGUUGCUGAAAUCGCUCGGUAGCCGCAUCGAACGUUUGAAGGUUUACCAAGAGAUGGUCGGCAAAGAAAUGAUGCCGGUCGAAGCAGAAGUGUGGGCCAACGGCGAAGGCUUUACGCCGGAAGAGCUCGAAGGCAAAGUGGUUCUGCUCGACUUCUGGGCCAUCUGGUGCGAGAAGUAUGGUGACGACGGCCUGCAAAUUGUCGGCAUCACACGUUACUACGGUUACACCUGGUCGGAAGAGACCGACAGCCCUCAGCGUGGUGAAGAGGAUGUUGCUCCGGAAGUGGAGCAGGAAGUGCUGAACAAGUUCACCGCUCAACAUGACUUGAAGCACCCAACCGCCGUGGUUACCGAUCCCAAAGCUUUGUACGAAUUCUACGCCGUUUCCGGCAUUCCUCACUUCGUCUUGAUCGGCCGUGACGGCAAGAUCAAGUAUGCCAAUGCCGGCAUGGGGGAAGCGCGUGCGAAGCAGCUCGAGGAACUGAUCAAGCAAGAGCUCGCUGAGCCAGCUGCAGGUUAG
This is a messenger RNA of Symbiodinium sp. CCMP2456, 1134 nucleotides long. NCBI's taxonomy places the organism in Eukaryota, Dinophyceae, Suessiales, Symbiodiniaceae. The record is from the annotation of a GenBank genome assembly.